Diorhabda carinulata is the source of this 5389-nucleotide messenger RNA. RefSeq lists its product as uncharacterized. Bases 207 to 1559 code for a protein of 450 amino acids. Gene Ontology annotation, cellular component: nucleus. Gene Ontology annotation, molecular function: zinc ion binding. The transcript has 6 exons. NCBI's taxonomy places the organism in Eukaryota, Metazoa, Arthropoda, Insecta, Coleoptera, Chrysomelidae. The record is from RefSeq and is a predicted model, not a curated record.
GUCAGAUAAUAUAACCCCAAUUCCUAAAAAUUUGACAUUUAUAAGCGUCUUAAAUAUCGGUUUAUCGAAUUUAUUAUCUGGAAGAAAUUAAAAACAAUUUUCAGAAAAUAAUAAUAUAUUCUAUAAUGUUUUGAUUCAAUAUUUAAUUAGAGUAAAAACCGACAGUAAUACUAACAAUAAUUAUACUAUAAAACUUAUCCGGAAAAAUGUUGUGUAGGUUAUGUUUGUUGGGUGAUAAUAAUUACCAAAAGUUAGAAGGUGCUAUAUGUGAUAUGCUAAGGGCUGUAUUGCGGAAAAAAUACAAACAAAUAGGUGACUCCGUUAUUUGUAAUGGAUGUGUAAAGAAAUUGAAAGAUGCAUUUGAUUUUAAGACUACUACUGUUCGGGCACAAAAAAUAGUGUCACUAUAUGGUGGUUCUGAUACAAAAGUUGUUUACAUUCGUGAUAAUAAACUUUGUAUCACUUCCAAAAAUGAUAACACUAUUAAAUUAUGUAAAACCUGUUUGACACUUAUCGAACAUAAUUUAUGUGUAAAUUUAAUAGGAACUUAUGAGAUUAUUGAUAUCUUGAAAAUAUAUAUUCCAGAAGUGAUUAUACAUGAAAGAGAACCAUCAUUAUUGUGCUAUAAAUGCCUAGAUAGAUUUAGGAUAUUUUCCGAAAUUAUCAAUAUGGUAAAUAAUACAGAAAACAUGAUAACAACUUACUGUAAUGAAAAAGGUAUAAACAAUACUGAACAACUUACUUUGGAUUAUUUAGUUGCAGCAAUAAAUAAUGCAAAAGUAUCUAAUGAUGCUAAUAAUAUGAAGUUGUUGGAUGGAGAUCAUUUUUUCGAUUUAGAAAACGAAUUACUUUUAACUGAUAUCAACUCGGGUAUAAUGGAAGAUUCAAAAAAAAGAAUAAUAAAAAAAAUUAUAGAGGAAGAUGUUGAUCUGUUUUACAAAGAAAAACCACAUUUCGAUCUUGACGAACAAUUUUCCAAUGAAAACGAAAUAGACAAUAACCAAAGAAACAUUUUUUUCAAUAUUCAAAGCCCUUUGCUUACCGACCUCGACGAUGAUACCCAAUAUAAAAAUAAUGUUAGAUCAGUGGAAAGUGCGUCUUUAAGACACUCGUUUGAGACUGAGGAGUCUUCUCUAUCCCCGGGAGCUUUGAGCGAUAGAAAUUUUUACGAAUGUGAAGAAGGACAGGAUGAUUUGAAAAAAGAAGAGAGGGAGACAACAAGUCCUAAUCCCUUCAUAUUUUUCAACGAUUUUGCACAAAAUUCAACUACAUGUACUUGCAAAGACGCAUCGACUGCUCAGAAAAAAGCGAAACGGAAAUUAUGCGACAAAUGUAAAUGGAAAAAAGUUCUUGGAUUUAACAGUGAAAUAUCAAGUACGAAUAGAGAUAGUAUGGAUGAUGAAGAUGAUGAUCUGAAUAUGAAAAAAUCUAAAAGAGAUGGAAAAAAGAAAUGUAGAAAAGCUUAUGGAAUCGAAUUCAAGGAGUUAUGGUGUACGCAGUGCAGGUGGAAGAAGGCUUGUACACGUUUUGGUAAUACAAAGGCUGUGAAUAGACGAUAAGAGCUACAAGAAGAAUCUUCUUAAAGAGAUUUAUUACCUGUGAUUUUUGUGAGAAGAAAAAACAGUUUUUGUACUAACUCAAAUUUUAUAAUUUUCUAUUUUAAUUUGGAAAACAGGGUUUAGCCGUUUAUAUCUAUAUAUAAAAAAAGUACAAUUUUUAUAUUAAUCCGGUAAGUAAUGUUGAUCUUACCCAUAGAUCCGUUCAAUUGAUGUUGGUAUAAAGACAAGUUGAAAAUAUCAAUUUAUUGCGAAAAAUGUUUUGUCAAUUGUAUUUAAUUUUAUUAUUGUCUUUUUUUUGACUAAUUUCACCUAUACUUUUGUAAAAACAGUAUAAACACUCUGGUAAGUCAUUAACUUCUUACAAUUUUCCAUUUGCACUAAAUCUUGUGAUGAUUGUUAACUGAAAACUUUUUUAAUUUUGAAUUUUCGUUUCUUUAAGUGCCAAAAAUGCUUAAAAUCACUUUUUAAUUGUCUUUAGAAAUACUUUAACUUCUGUUUUAUUAAUAUUUAUCGAAUAGAGACAAUUUAGUUUAUGUCUUUGGCAACAGAUUCCUCAUUGAUAUUUUUUUUAAAAUUAAAUUCGGUUCACAUUAUUUUGUUAUAUAUUAUAUAUAAGAUAUUAUAAUUUUUUAAUUGGGAACUAAUUCUAAUCAAGUAUUGGAAUGUGUCCUACGAUAACAUUAAAAAUAUUACGAAAUUGUUUUGAAAUUGUCUUACUCCGAAGUAAAUAAUUGGCAGCUUUUCUAUUUAAAAUUUUCAUGAAAAUCUUGAACGUUUUUUGAAAUCAUUUAGGAAAAUAUUUACGAAAAAAAAACUGAAAACAAAUAGAAGGUGAUAUCGAUGUAGUGUAUAGAUUUUAAAAUUUCGAUGCUAUACAUUUCAAAAAAAUUAACACUCUGUAGAUAUCUGUCUAUCAGAAAUUUUGUAUAUUUGAUGUAGGAUCUCAAUAGGAGGUAGAUCAGAUCUAUAAAUUAGAUAAUGAAGCGUAGUUUGAUCAAAGUUGCAUUUAUUUGUAAAAAUUUUCAAGUUGAAGUUUUAUUUUUGCUAAUCUAAACAUUUGUAAGUUUCUGAUGGUAUUAGAUCAGAAAAAUGUCCAGCAAUACUACAUUUUAAGAAAUUUUGACUAUUUUUUUUUCGAUUUUCUAAAUAAAUUAAAGUUACUACAAGCUAAAACUGCUAUAGAAAUAUGAUGAUGAAGCUUAGUUGUUGGACAAUACUGCAUCUUGAAAAAUUUUGACUUUUUUUGUUUUUCGAAAUAUAUUAAAGUCACUAGAAGAUAGAUCAGGUGUAAAGAAUAGAUGUUGAAGUGUGAUUCGUUUGAUUCUGCAUUUAUUUGUAAUAAUUUUUAAGUUAAAGUGUCAUUUUUGCCAAUCUAAACAUCAUUUGUAAGUUUCUGAUAGUAUUAGAUCAAAAAAAGACCAACAAUACUACAUUUUCAAAAGUUUUGACCAUUUUUUUAUUUUUCAAAUGAAUUGAAUUUAUUAGAAGGUAGAUCUGGUGUAAAAAUUAAAUGGUGAAGCGUAAUUGUCUAGCAAUACUGCAUUUUAAGAAAUUUAUACCAUUUUUUCUGUUUUCGAAUAGACACUAGAAGAUAGAUAUGAGGUGUGAUUCUGCAUUUAUUUGUAAUAAUUUUCAAGUUAAAGUUUUAUUUUUACUUAUCCAAACAUCAUUUGUAAGCUCCUAAUGGUAUUAGGACAAAAAAUGCCCAGUUUAAGAAAUUUUGGACUAUUUUUUUGGUUUUCGAAAUAGAUUGAAGUGACUUUUAAUAAUUUGAUAUCAUUUCUAUAACCAUUUUGUAGUUUUAAAUAAAAAAAGUAUUAUUAGCAAAAGAAAUCUACCUGCAAUAUAAACAAAAUUGACCAUUUUAUUUCAAAAUAAAUAUAAGUCUCUAAAGGGUAGAUGGGAUGUAUCAAAUAAACGAGGAAGCGAAAUUUACUUAAUUUUGCAUUUGUUUUUGAUAAUAGCUCAUUUGUAAGCAUUUAAUAAUACUAGACCUAACCAAUGUCACCAAAACAUUUUUAGCAAUACUGCAUUUUAUUUUAAAUGUUUAUUUCGAAAUACAUAAAAAUCCCUUAAUUGAAUGAGACAGUAUUUUAAAACGUAGUUACCCCAAUUUUUUCAUGACUUACGAGGUAUAGCCUUGUUUUCAAUUGCUUUGAAAAUACUAAGAAUAUAUUUGGGGUGAUAUAGUGAAUUUUCAAUUACCAUAAACCUCAUAUAGAUUUAUCAAGUUAUAUUUGGAAGCAUUUAAAAAGCAGUUAGUUGAAUCAUCCCUAUUUUCAACCAUAGAUUAUAUAAAUUCAAAUAUAAUUAAAAAAUAAUUCCUUCUACCAUACCAUAAGAUGUAUUUCAACGAAAACCGUCCAACUUUCCUUUUCGAAAAGUGUAGCUGGAUUAAAUCUGGUAACUUAGCUGGUUCAUAAUGUUACUGAUUUACCAUAAGAGAAUGAAUAAAACGAACCUCAGUAGAUAUACAAUUGUAUGAAUUAAAAAAUAUUUUCCUAUAUGUUGUGAUAAAUGUAUAAAUUAUGUCCCGAUCAAAACGAUUUAUUGUACCCUGUGAUCCUAUAUCGGUUAUUGUUUGUAAAUAUGACGUUUUAAAAACUUUAUUGUAGACUAGGUAAACGUAUACUGAUAACUGAGAAAUAUAUUUUCAAAAAAAAAUUUGGUAGCUGUAAAUAUGUUUCUAACGAUUUUUUGGGAAUAGAAAAUCAUUUGUAUAGAGCGUGACAAAUUUAAUUCCCAUAUGAAUAAUUUAUUCAUUUUUUUUUAGAUUCCUCCUCUCACUACUAUACUCUAUUAUCAAUUUCUUUGUCUCCCAUUUCCUCCAAAAUUGUUUUUUAUCGUCUCCUUCGAUUUUUCUUAUCUCAAAACUUCUAACCGUUGGUUUGUGACUUGUUUGACUAGAUCAGACCAUCUCAUAGGUGAUCGACCUCUACAUCUUUUUCUCCUGUACUUUUACAAUCACUAUAAUCCUGUCUAUAUUGCCAUCUUGUCUUCUAGGGACGUGUUAAAAAAAUUGCAACACUUUGUUCUUCUUAUACUCAAAUCUUUCAUUGUGGACUGAUUAGUUUUCAUCCAAGUCCAGGGAAUUCUGAAUAUCCACCCGUAGCACCACAUUUCGAAUGAAUAAAUAUAUUUGUGCUUGUCAGCUCUAAGUGUCAUGAUUAUGAACUGUAUGAGAAGAUUGAGAACGUUCGGUCCAGAGGUAUUUAGUUAUGAGCUCUUUCUUAUUCCACGCUAUAUUUCUUAAGAAAUAUAAUCUUUUGCCAUUUUUCUCCAUGCUUAUCAACUUUUCUUCUCAAUACAUUUGUUUUAUUUUCUCUGUAUACUUUGUAUGUUGUUUGUGAGAGACCAAAGCGAUUAUCAUCCAAUUUAUUUAUGUGAGAGGUAGGAGAAGAACAACAAAGCCCUGGAAUAGUAAUUAGAAAAAGACCGAAAGUAUUUUGUAAGAUUUACGGAGAUGAAAGGCUAGUGAGUGAGAAAAAUACACCAAACUGGAAAGGCUUGGUAUAUAGCACCGUGUUUACUCCAGCAUUUGUAAGUUUGGUUUAGAAAGGUUAGGACCCAUAUAAGACUGAAGAUCCGUGAGUAUGAAGACGUGAUAAAUUAUAAUUUUGGUUUUUCUUGUUAAAACUUUGUCUCGCCCUAUAUAAUUAAGGUAGUUCGUAUGAUAAAGGAAAGAAUAUAUUUUUUAAAAUGCUUUUUUGUAUAUUAAGCGUGUACUUUUUAUUUUUUAUUGGAGAUAUUUAGGGAAAUGAUUUUGACUGGUAUCAAUACUGUUCAUUUUUGUACUUUUCAAUAAAAUCUAUAUUUUGAAACUUGUUUUU